AUGCCGGCCACCCCAUCUUGGCACCAAGGUCCAGUACCCCGUAUUGUCGGGGGAAGCCAAGCGCCAGCAACGUUCGCCANGAUGCCGGCCACCCCAUCUUGGCACCAAGGUCCAGUACCCCGUAUUGUCGGGGGAAGCCAAGCGCCAGCAACGUUCGCCACCUGGAGAACAUUGCGGCGCCAGGCUUGCGGCAUCACACAGCACCAGGACCCGCCGCGCCUUGCUGGGACACAGCAUUAUCCUUGUCGGUCUUGGGGCGCGUGUUACCGCGCCAUCAGCAGUAUCAUCCGCACCAAGUUACUUGCUUAG
Messenger RNA from Trypanosoma grayi, 309 nucleotides. Its product is annotated as BES15S03c. The coding region runs from base 1 to 309 and encodes 102 amino acids. The transcript has a single exon. The record is from RefSeq and is a predicted model, not a curated record. NCBI's taxonomy places the organism in Eukaryota, Euglenozoa, Kinetoplastea, Trypanosomatida, Trypanosomatidae.